AUGGAAGAUGUUUUGGCUGAAAAAUUGUCAAGAGUUUGCAAGUUCGAUUUGCCAUUCAUCCCUUGUAGCAUUCCCUUCGAAUGCCAUCCUGAUUUUACUAGGAUAUCCAAAGAUACUGAUGCAUGGGCUCUUAGAAUGUUGAGUAUCACUGAUCCAUAUGAGAGAAAGAAAGCUCUUCAGGGAAGACAUAGCUUGUAUAGCCCAAUGAUUAUUCCAAGAGGGGAGAGCAGCAAAGCGGAGCUUUCAUCAAAGCAUACAUGGACUAUGUUUGUUUUAGAUGACAUUGCCGAGAAUUUUAGUGAGCAAGAGGGAAAAAAAGCUAUUGAUAUUCUUCUUGAAGUCGCUGAGGGAAGCUAUUUCUUAAGUGAAAAAGAGAAGGAGAAGCAUCCUAGCCACGCCAUGUUUGAGGAAGUGAUGUCACAACUAUCUCUGUGUCAUCUUUUGCCACAGCCCGGAUAA
Messenger RNA from Selaginella moellendorffii, 459 nucleotides. RefSeq names its product (E)-2-epi-beta-caryophyllene synthase-like. The record is from RefSeq and is a predicted model, not a curated record. Bases 1 to 459 code for a protein of 152 amino acids. NCBI's taxonomy places the organism in Eukaryota, Viridiplantae, Streptophyta, Lycopodiopsida, Selaginellales, Selaginellaceae. The transcript has a single exon.